Molecule: messenger RNA, 687 nt
Organism: Geodia barretti
Lineage: Eukaryota; Metazoa; Porifera; Demospongiae; Tetractinellida; Geodiidae
Source: the annotation of a GenBank genome assembly
CACUCCCUCCAAGUAAAGCCACACUCAGGAAGGUCUUUGAGAACACCAGUGACCUCAGUCCUCUGCAUCCAUCUCUCCAUCCCUGAUGAUAAGAGAGAUGUUGACAGUGCAGUAGAGUACUAUGUACAGAGUACAGAUCCAAUGAAAAUGAGAAGGAUGAUAUUCUGUCUGGACCGGAUUGGAGACACAGUUCUAGCAGACUCAUUGAUGGAGUAUGCAGAGCCCCCAGCAGAUCCAUCCCUCAAUCCACACCUCCUCAUACCAGUCUUUACUGCCAUAUCUGGAGACUGGGGGAGAUUGCUGGCUACACUACAGUACCAGAUGCCAGGGCUGCUCUCUUCCGUGAGAAGUUCAGAGAUCGUGAUCAAGUCACUGCUGAGGCUGGGAAGUACUACGCUCUCUAUCAUCAUGAUCCCAGCUGGAAAGACUUAUCCCUCAUCUCUAUGCAGCAGGAGAAACAAAGGCUGUGGGGAUUGCCAAACCUCACGUACAGACUGUGACUGACCCCAGCCUGACUCCAGCCAACAUCCUACAAGUCACACGCCAUGUCCCACUGUGGAGGAGUGGGAUUCCUACACUAUCUUACAUGCCACGCAGCCAGCAUGAUGAGAUAGUAGGAAAGUUUGAUGAUGAUGAGGAGGCGAAACGAGAAUUGAUCACUACAUGGCUGGCCGGUCACCCCUGGCC